Rhododendron vialii is the source of this 679-nucleotide messenger RNA. RefSeq names its product zinc finger CCCH domain-containing protein 57-like. Gene Ontology annotation, molecular function: metal ion binding; mRNA binding. The transcript is spliced from 3 exons. The coding region runs from base 1 to 585 and encodes 194 amino acids. Lineage: Eukaryota; Viridiplantae; Streptophyta; Magnoliopsida; Ericales; Ericaceae. The record is from RefSeq and is a predicted model, not a curated record.
AUGUGCGGUAGAUAUUUGACCCCACUACAACCAAAUCCUGGAUCCGCCCCUGCGUAUAAAGGUGAACUGCCAGAAAGAGCUAGACAACCCGACUGUGGGUAUUAUCUGAAAACCGGAACCUACAAAUUUGGUUCAGCAUGUAAAUAUCAUCACCCGCGGGACAGACAUGGUGCUGGACCAGUCCUACUUAACAGUUUGGGCCUACCUAUGCGGCAGGAAGAAAAUCCAUGCCUUUUUUAUCUGAAAACUGGAUCGUGUAAGUUUGGAGCCUCAUGUAAAUUUGAUCAUCCUCAACUUGCAUCCACUGGAACUGCCUUGGCCGUUCCUCCACCUGCUGCCUACGGAUCUCCAGGUUUAUCAGUUCUGCCUUCAUCUGGGCACUUAUAUGGGAGGAUUUUCAAAGUUGCCAUUUUCAAGAACACCAUACUUACCUGCGUCAGGUGUACAAGUCCCCCAGACCUAUAUGCCGGGCCUUAUGUCUCCAAGCAUUGCACCAGGAUAUGGCUGGAACACUUAUCAUGGUUAGUGAAUGAUGUCUUUUACAGGAAAGAAGGUUAUUGCCCAGUCAUUUUGUAUGGAGUUUAAGCAUUUUUAAUUCAUCUACUCAGGACAUUACAGAUAUGGUUCCAAAGUUCGAUUCAUAGUAUUUUUGGUUGUAUACUAUUGAAUGUCAUAUAGU